AAAGCGAUAGAGUCGUGGCGAUAGAAUUUAAUUAAGUUUUCCGCCAGUCUCCGUUAACAGCCCAGCAGUUGGAACAGGAUCCGACAGAUCUCCUUCGCGGUAGUGUGAUUCCGACUCAUUUCCACCGCCGCCGUUUGGCCUGUUUGCGUUUAAGGGGAACGCGUUUUCUGCGGUGAAGAAUUUCAAUAAAAAAGUUUUCGAUACCCAUUCGCCGAAGCUUGAACAACGAAAACCAAGUGGUUGACAUAAGCUUGGAAAUGUCGGUUAAAUUGCUCGCUCUGGUGGUGACAGUCCUGGGAGUGGCCGCUUUUGCAGCGACGACCGUCAAGGCUCAGCAGCCAGCCGAAAGCGAUCCGGCAUCAGCGGGACCAAGUUUCGAACAGCUGGUGGAACAACGAGUGGCUUCUACAUUGCAGGUGGUCAACGUACUCGUUGCCAAAUCGAGUGCUCCUCAAGCGGUGAAGGAUGCCGUCGUGGCAAACGCUCAACAGGAGAUAGGGGCCUGUGCGGCUCAAGCCUUGGUUGACAGGCUUCCUGGACCGUUUUUCGCUUGCAGUGGCCACGUGAUUAGUAACGCCAGUAAUACGCUGAAUGCUGCUACCUCAUCUGGUGCUGCAUCGGUGAACUGAGUAUUUUCUUGUAAGCUCGGUAAUUGAAACAUGUGAUAUAUAUACAAUGAA
Messenger RNA from Aedes aegypti (yellow fever mosquito), 680 nucleotides. RefSeq lists its product as uncharacterized. Lineage: Eukaryota; Metazoa; Arthropoda; Insecta; Diptera; Culicidae. Bases 258 to 629 code for a protein of 123 amino acids. The record is from RefSeq and is a predicted model, not a curated record. The transcript has 2 exons.